AUACUCGUAUGUUGGGAAAAACAAUCUUUUAUAUUUUAGUAUUGGUGAGAAGGGUUUCAGAUUUGGCAUAGGUAGGAUCACAUAUAUCAAUGUGAAUCCAAGGGAUGGUCAAUGUCUAAUGUCAAAUGUCUCAAGGAAUUCUGAGAAGAAUGAAACACCAAGUACUAAGAAGUUAGGUAGCAGUGAAAUACGUGUUUGUAGGGGUAGGGGAACUGAUUUAGAUCGGAGAUUUUUAGUACUUACAAAAGUUACUAGUUGACUUGAACCUUUUAUAGAUGGCUAUUGAUCUGAUAUUUUUUGUAUUAAUUCAAAAAUUAUUAAUGUAAUCUGCUCAAAAAAUACAUGUGAUGGAUUUGUAUCAAGGAGGAUAAGGCAGCAGGAAAAGUGUCAGUGAUUGGCAAUUAAUUGAUAAAUUUCAGAGCCAACUUAGCUAGAAUAUAAGAUAUAGAAUAAGUAAUAAUGGCGAUGGGAAAUGGCAGCACUGUUAAUGGGACAUCGGAGAAAAGGGUGAUGAGUUGUAUCUGCAGCAAACAAGAUUUACUGCCGGAGGAGUCAUUCCAGAGCUGGGGGAAGUAUGCGGAGGCACUUCGGAGCACGAAAACAAGGUUCAAAGAUCGGCUGCUGGCACGAUCCAUGGACAGCCUUGAGCUCCACGAAAUGCGCGCCCGCAGCCAGAAUGAGAUGAAGAGAACCCUCAACUGGUGGGACAUCAUUUGGUUUGGCAUUGGAGCCGUUGUGGGUGCUGGAAUUUUUGUCCUCACCGGCGAGGCUGCCAGCAGCUAUGCUGGUCCUGCAGUUGUGGUCUCCUACUUCAUAUCUGGCGUUUCUGCAUUGCUCUCCGUCUUAUGCUACACCGAGUUCUCCGUUGAACUCCCCGUGGCUGGAGGAUCAUUUGCCUAUCUCAGGGUCGAACUCGGAGACUUUGUUGCCUAUAUUGCUGCCGGAAACAUUCUUUUCGAGUAUAUGGUAGCCGGUGCCAGCGUGGCAAGGUCCUGGACUUCAUACUUUGCCACCCUGUGCAAUCACCAACCCAACGAUUUCCGUUUGAAUGUCUCUGCCCUCGCCGAGAACUACAACCACUUGGACCCAAUCGCAGUGGUGGUCUCCAUUGCAGUCUGUAUCGGUGCAGCCAUGAGCAUAAAGGGAUCGUCUCGCUUCAACUCGGUCACAAGCAUCAUACAUAUCUUUUUGUUGGUCUUCAUACUCAUAGCGGGCCUAACCAAGGCUGACCCUGCUAACAUGGCAACCUUCAUGCCCUUCGGUGUCAAAGGCAUCUUCAAGGCUUCCGCUGUUCUCUUCUUUGCAUAUGUUGGUUUUGAUGGAGUUGCAACCUUGGGGGAGGAGAUAAAGAAGCCCAGCCGGGAUAUUCCCAUUGGCUUGAUUGGUUCCAUGUUGAUUACCAUAACCCUAUAUUGCCUGCUAGCCGCUACUUUGACCUUGAUGCAGCCCUACAACCUUAUUAAUGCCGAUGCACCCUUCACCAUAGCAUUCCAAGCAGCAGGGAUGGACUGGGCAAAGUACAUUGUUGCAAUUGGAGCCCUCAAGGGCAUGACCACUGUUCUGCUGGCUAAUCUCCUCGCCCAAGCUCGCUACUUCACUCAUAUUGCACGCACCCACAUGGCCCCACCCAUUCUGGCAGCCAUCAACCAGAAAACCGGUACCCCCGUGACAGCCACAGUGAUUAUGACCGUAGCAAACUCCAUUGUUGCAUUCUUCACUAGCCUUGAUGUUUUGGCAAACCUGCUAUCCAUAUCCACUCUAUUCAUCUUUUCUCUCGUUGCCAUUGCACUGAUUGUAAGGCGAUACUAUGUUUCAGGGGAGACUUCGAAUUCAGACAGGAACAAACUAAUAUGCUUCAUGGUGCUGAUCAUAGGAUCAUCCAUCAGUUCCGCUGUUUAUUGGGUAAUCUGCAAUGAUGGCUGGAUAGGGUACACAGUUACUGGUGCAGUUUGGUUCUUGGCCACACUCGGGCUACAAUUGACUGUUAAGAAAGCUAGGAAACCAAAAAUGUGGGGUGUGCCAUUGCUUCCUUGGUUGCCUUCGGCUUCCAUAGCAAUCAAUGUCUUCAUCAUGGGUUCAAUUGAUGGACCUUCAUUUCUCAGAUUCAUAGUUUGGACAGUAGUUUUGCUUAUCUACUAUUUGUUUGUGGCAUUACAUGCUUCGUAUGAUGCAGCUAAGGAGGCUGAAAGAGCCGCUGACUCAACUCAAGCAUCGAACAUCGAGGCAGGGGAGACCAAGACCCAGACCGAAGUUAGUUGAAUCCUUUUGAGAAAUGUUUCAAUGAAAGAUCAUAUUGCAUUCAGAAUUUUGUACGUCAAGAACUGUUAAUGAAUUAGCAUUCAAAA
This is a messenger RNA of Ziziphus jujuba (common jujube), 2345 nucleotides long. RefSeq names its product cationic amino acid transporter 1. The coding region runs from base 460 to 2259 and encodes 599 amino acids. The transcript is spliced from 2 exons. The record is from RefSeq and is a predicted model, not a curated record. Gene Ontology annotation, cellular component: plasma membrane. Gene Ontology annotation, molecular function: L-glutamate transmembrane transporter activity; L-lysine transmembrane transporter activity. NCBI's taxonomy places the organism in Eukaryota, Viridiplantae, Streptophyta, Magnoliopsida, Rosales, Rhamnaceae. Gene Ontology annotation, biological process: amino acid transport; transmembrane transport.